AUGCCUCCUACGCAGUGUUUUAACUGCAAGUCCGCCCGAGCAGUUAUCAUCAGGCCCAAAAACCGCCACAAGCUAUGCAAGCAGUGCUUUCUUCGUAUUUUUGAGACCGAAACACACGAGACCAUUACACAAAGCGCUUUAUUUUACCCGGGCGAACGUGUCGCCAUCGGCGCCAGCGGUGGCAAAGAUAGCACAGUCCUUGCCUCCGUCCUAAAGACCCUCAACGAACGAUACAACUACGGGCUUGACCUUGUCCUCCUAUCCAUCGACGAAGGCAUCAAAGGGUACCGAGAUGACAGUCUGGAAACUGUCAAGCGGAAUGCGGUCCAGUACGAUAUGCCCUUGGAGAUAGUCAGCUAUGGCGAGUUGUACGGGUGGACGAUGGACCAAGUUGUCGCGGAAAUUGGCAAAAAAGGAAACUGCACAUACUGCGGGGUAUUUCGUCGCCAGGCGCUAGAUCGCGGAGCUGCGAAACUCGGCAUUAAACAUGUUGUCACGGGGCAUAACGCUGACGAUGUCGCUGAGACGGUGAUGAUGAAUCUCCUUCGGGGUGAUUUACCGCGGUUGGCCCGGGGAACAUACAUUGUGACGGGGUCAUCGGCCAGUGAAAUAAAACGCAGUAAACCCUUGAAAUACGCUUAUGAGAAGGAGAUUGUUUUAUACGCACACCACAAGAACCUCGACUAUUUCAGCACUGAGUGUAUAUAUUCACCUGAAGCGUUUCGGGGCAGUGCCCGGACGCUGAUCAAAGAUCUGGAAAAAAUACGGCCAAGUUCUAUAUUGGAUAUUGUUAGGAGUGGUGAAGAUAUGGCCGAGUUGGUACCAUCAGAGAUCAGCACUUCGGCCACUUGUGCAUCAAAGAAUGCGAUUUCGGCCAAUGCUGAAGAUGGGACUGAAGACUACUCGACUGGCGGGUGCGGAAGUCAAAAUGGAAGGAGCAGCGGUCAUGAAAUGGCAGAAAUGGAGAAACAACUUGCUGAGAACGAAGCGGCCCAGUCUCGCGAGACCGAGAUCACCCUUGCGGCUCUCGGAAAGAACAAGAAGAAACAGCUCGCACGAACCAGCCGUCGCAAUGGAUCUGGUAGCCAGAAACCGUUGAAGGUUCAAACGAUGGGGCAAUGCGAACGAUGCGGAUACCUCUCGAGCCAGAAAAUUUGCAAGGCAUGUACGUUACUCGAAGGAUUGAAUAAAAGCAGGCCUCAAACAGCCGUCGAGUUGGUCGUUGGCGUUGAGGAAGAGGAAGGGAGCUCGACUCUUAUGCGACAGAUGGAACAGAUCCAGUUAUCUAGUGGCUGA
This is a messenger RNA of Coccidioides immitis RS, 1296 nucleotides long. Its product is annotated as cytoplasmic tRNA 2-thiolation protein 1. Bases 1 to 1296 code for a protein of 431 amino acids. The record is from RefSeq and is a predicted model, not a curated record. Gene Ontology annotation, biological process: tRNA wobble position uridine thiolation. Gene Ontology annotation, molecular function: tRNA binding. The transcript has a single exon. Lineage: Eukaryota; Fungi; Ascomycota; Eurotiomycetes; Onygenales; Onygenaceae. Gene Ontology annotation, cellular component: mitochondrion; cytosolic tRNA wobble base thiouridylase complex.